UGCCUUUCUGUCUCCCAAGGCUCCCGAUUGAGCCAGGCUACAUCGCAUGGGAAGGGAGGAAGAGAUGGAUAUAAAAGUGUGUGUGUGUUGUGUUGUGUGUGAAAGAGAGAGAGAGAGCGCCUGAGAAAGAGAGCGGGCGUCUGAGUUUAAAUGCCUGCCUGUGUACGCGCCUGUGUGAGUGUGAGUGUGUGUAUCAGGGCAGGAAGAGAGGGAGUGUGUAGGUGUGUAACAGAUGAGAGGGGAAUCUUUGCCAGAUUAGUCAGAGAAGAGGCUGGCUUGUUAGGAGAUGGCAUACGCAUGGAGCACCACAUGCACACUAACAUAUACACAGUCAAUCAGACGGCUCUCAGCUGGGCUGUGCAUCUUUGAGGAUUACCCCCCUUUAUCCCCUCCAGUAUGCUGCUGGAGCGACCGCAGCCCCCCACACAGAGAGUAGCGGGGCUUUCAAAGCUGUCAUCUGCGUCUGAGCCGACCGAUGAUGAGCAGGAUUUGAGAUUGUCGCAGCUCUUGUGCUGUUGUCACCUCUAACUCACUUCCCUGCCAUGCCUCCAUGCUUUACUGACUUAGCGAUUGUUGAUUUCCCGCAUGUCUCUCCUUGUUCUGACUAAUGUUCCCCCACCGACUCCUCCCUCUUCCUCCAGCCUGAGGCAGGAAAGAACAGCUCCCUGGAGGACAUGGAAGAGGACAUCAGUCUGAAGAAGCGUAAAGGUGAUCACCAUGGAGAGAAGGAGCUGCAGGUGAGCCAAGAAACCAGCGAAAAGGUCAAAAGGAAGCGAGGUCGCCCACCGGCUGAGAAACUGCCUCCAAAUCCACCCGAACUCACUAGAACACUGAACACUCUGGUGGAUAUGGUCAUCAACUACAAGGAUGGGCUGGGACGACAGAUCAGUAAAGGUUUUGUGCAGCUUCCUUCUAAAAAAGAAGUACCGGAGUAUUAUGAGCUUAUCCGAAAGCCUGUGGAUUUCAGGAGGAUCAGAGAACGUGUGCGUAAUCACAAAUACAGAAGUGUUGGGGAUUUGGAAAAGGAUGUCUUCCUUCUGUGUCACAAUGCACAGACAUAUAACCUGGAGGGAUCUCAGAUCUACGAGGAUUCGAUCGUCAUCAAAUCUGUGUUUGAGAGCGCAAGGCAGAGAAUUGUCACAGACGAAGAACAAAAGCAGACUGUUAGCGCCAGUCACGGCAAUAAUGGCAGAGGAGCAGAAGACCAAUUCGGUCAAUCAGUGACUCCAUUACCAGUUCAGAUAAAGAAGGAGGACAGAAGCAUAAACACCAUAGCCAAGAGGCUCCACAGUGAUAUAGAUAGUGAUGAGGAUCCAGAGGACAACAACACAAAAUAUCAGGGUUAAAAGAAAGACCCUAAUUUUUUGUAUUCUUGUUCCCACAUUUUCUCCCCCACAUCGCACUUACCAAACAAUGAUUCAUUUCCUUUCAGAUGACUCGUAAUUCAAACACAUGUUGCCACACAGAGUUCUGUCUCAUUCUUUUUAACUAUCCUCUUCCAAUAAGUCAGUCACAUUUUAUCUGUUUUAGUCCCUGUGCUUUUGCAGUUUAUAUGUAAAAGACAGAUUUCAAUGACUGUUUCUGAUCAGGAUGUUUGAUUGUAUGAAGUGUCUUCAUCGUGUAUUUGGAGCAUGAUAUUUAAUCUGGCUCCUCCAGAGGAGCCCCAGCUGUUGGUGUGUUCAGGUUUACAGAAUUGAAGCACACAGGAAAGACUUUUUAAAGAAAUUGUUACAAAUGAAUAUAAUACAUUUGUGUAAAACACAUACAGUUUUUAAGAUAAUGGUAUAAUAAAAAAAAAAAAGUAAAACAUAGUAGAAAUCUAAAUUUUGACCUAGAGAUGCACCGAUUAGAAUUUUGUGGCAAAGUCCUUCUGUCUGAUUUAUGGAAAGAUUUGAUCUACCAAAGUGGAUUUCUCUUUUAGACUUAACAUAUAAGAAGGUACAAGAACAGCAUUUAAAAUAUUAUUUUUCUAGCCCUCCUGCCAUAAACGAUCAUUAGUUAUUUAUAUUAGGAGCAGAGGCAAUGUCACACCUCAUGUCUGAGAGAGAAGUAGUUAUAAAACAGAGUUUACAAAAGAAAUCAAACCUAGACUGAUUAGGAAUGGAUUUAGCAUCUUUUAUUAGCUUUUAUCAUAACUAGUAUUACAAAAUGAUUCCCCUGAUAAGGUUGACCCUAAGGUUUCCAAAAGUCUGCAAAUAUUUGCAAAUCCAGCAUGCUUGUGGAUUUUGGUCAACAGGAGAUUUCUCGGUGCAUCUCUAGUCAUAACCACUUUUCAGCUACUAGUAAUGAUGGUCUGAAUUUUGUUUGUUACCGAUACUUGAUGGAGUCAGUUUUAGUCUAACAAAGGGUAUCCAUGUUGAACAUUUACAGGGGUUGGACAAUAAAACUGGAACACCUGGUUUUAGACCACAAUAAUUUAUUAGUAUGGUGUAGGGCCUCCUUUUGCGGCCAAUACAGCGUCAAUUCGUCUUGGGAAUGACAUAUAC
This is a messenger RNA of Girardinichthys multiradiatus, 2486 nucleotides long. Its product is annotated as probable global transcription activator SNF2L2. The coding region runs from base 675 to 1346 and encodes 223 amino acids. The transcript is spliced from 6 exons. The record is from RefSeq and is a predicted model, not a curated record. Gene Ontology annotation, cellular component: RSC-type complex. Gene Ontology annotation, molecular function: protein binding. Lineage: Eukaryota; Metazoa; Chordata; Actinopteri; Cyprinodontiformes; Goodeidae. Gene Ontology annotation, biological process: chromatin remodeling.